AUGGAGAAGAAACAAACCUCCACCGAAACUCUUCGCAAAGCCAAAGAGAAGGGCGCUGAACGAGAUACUGGUAUUGUGAAUGGUGAACCGAGUUUCAAGGACCUUGAGCCAGGAACGAAGACAAACUAUAAAAAACAGUUAGAUUUAUGGCAUGAAUUCGUGCGAGAGAACCCUGGCACAUCUCCAUACGACCUAUACUCACUGCAAAAGUUCGUGAGGCAAAUGGCGUACGGAAUUGACGGCGCAGAAGGCAUUGAGAAGCCCUGCUCGAAGACCGUGCCCAACACGUUUUCCUCUUCACGCAUUGGCGAAUACAUUGAGUCCACCUGCCGACCGGGGAGCGGCCGCGGCCUCUACUAUCGUGAUAUCACGUUUGGUGCAUUUAUCAACGAAUAUGGGAAUCCCGAGUUCGCCGUUCAACUCACUCGUGAUGCCAAAAACAUGGCAAAGACGCCUCACAAGAGGCCGCAACAUGCCUUGUACGAAGGCGGAGUACCUAUGAUUCUCUGCUUGAACCCAAUGCUUCCGUUCCUUGCUCGUCUCGUAGUUCACGGAGCGUUCAGGGACUAUGAUACGAUAAAGCAGCUCUUUCGUAUUUCGCCACCCGAAGACGAGAUGUUGCAAUUACAUUGGAAGGACGAAUUGCUGGAUACUCCUUUUUUCAAGGCCCAAUUUACCAAGGACUUCGAAGAGAGGAUCGAAACUGCAGGCGCAUUUAGCAAGAUACAUCGAGCCUGGGGGGCUUCAGCCGAAGGCCUGUACUGGAUUGACAAGUUCUACUCUGAAGCGACGCGCAUGGUCCAUGCUGGCCACAUGGAUCCAAACACUCACCGUCGACACUACACGCCUACCAACGGCGCAGAUGGACAAGAUACCUACCUGGGCGGCAAAUGGCGAACCAUUGUGGCGGACCUAUUUCGGGGCCUCACAGUGCCUCGCAAUCCCAAUCUAUCUUAUGAAGAGAUCACAACUUUGGAGGGAAAGACAGAUCCUGGUUCUGUGAAGCGUCGACGGAAACUGUACGAUCAAAGGCGUAAGUUGACAGAUAAAGAGCUGCGUGAUUGGCAAAAACGACAACCGAACAAACCGAACGACCCACCCGGCUAUCAUCGGGCGAUCUUCAGUCGAGUCCGUUUCAUGAUGCCAGAGAGAGACAGUCUUAGUCGGGAUCUUUUCCAAAUUGACACUCUACGAAGUCCAACGGGUCUCCGCGCCCUGCACGCGAUGAUCGCGCUGUAUCUACAGGAAUCCGAGGUCGAGUAUCGGCCUGGGUUGGAACUUGGCAAGUGCUGUUGCUCGAAUCCGCACGGGAACAAACUCGAGGGGAAUCGACAAGCCUCUUAUGACUGGAAGCAUAUCUACACAUGUUAUAAGAGAAGCUGCGAGUGUGUCUGCGGCUUUGCCGAACUGUGUUUUCUGUGCAAUGAGUGGGUUUUUGGAGAGAGAGCUUGGGAGGACCAUUGCGACGGCCAUUUAUCCCAGCUACAAACCUUUCCGAUGUUCUGUGACCCUCUCAUGCAUGGGUUACCAGCAUCUGUACGUUUGAAGCAGUUCCUCAAUCGUGGCAAAUGGCUGGGCCACAUCCACAAGCACAUCUCUUGCCUCAACGCAGAGAAACCGGCGAAAUGUCCACACCCGCACCCUUACCGUCCGACACUAUUUGAUUCAGUCAAGCAGUUACAGUUUCACCUCCAAGACUCUCAUGGCAUCCCUUUCAUUAGAGAGACGGUAAGGCCGAAGAGAAAGAGAGAUGAAAGCGAAGACGAAAUGCCCGUACAGAGAAAGAGAAGGCCCCGUGGCCUCAACACGGAAGCUGACACAGAUGAAGACAUAGUCAAAUGCGAAUAUGUCUUUGUCAACAGCACGAUGGAGAAAAUGCAAGAACAUGGACCAAACAGCACUAAAUCGUCUUCUAGCUGUUCUACUCCACUUCAAAGUCCGGACAGCAGCUUUACAGGUGAUGAAGGCCCUCGUUAUUCCGAGACGGCACUGUCAUCAGUGUGCGGUGAAGAGUUGAUCGAUGCCGCGAUCCUCACCGGGGCGACAGGAGCAGAUCUGGAUGAUGUUGAGGUCGUCGACCUUACUAACGUCGACAAAGUGCUCUCAACAACAAUUUCCGCGACGGCACAGACUACCAAUACGUACUGA
This is a messenger RNA of Rhinocladiella mackenziei CBS 650.93, 2148 nucleotides long. RefSeq lists its product as uncharacterized. Lineage: Eukaryota; Fungi; Ascomycota; Eurotiomycetes; Chaetothyriales; Herpotrichiellaceae. The coding region runs from base 1 to 2148 and encodes 715 amino acids. The record is from RefSeq and is a predicted model, not a curated record. The transcript has 9 exons.